Messenger RNA from Lotus japonicus, 4581 nucleotides. RefSeq lists its product as uncharacterized. The coding region runs from base 2218 to 4473 and encodes 751 amino acids. The record is from RefSeq and is a predicted model, not a curated record. Gene Ontology annotation, molecular function: RNA binding. Gene Ontology annotation, biological process: mRNA 5'-splice site recognition; RNA processing. The transcript is spliced from 3 exons. Lineage: Eukaryota; Viridiplantae; Streptophyta; Magnoliopsida; Fabales; Fabaceae.
UAACCAUUUCAAAUUCAUCAUCAAAUUGGAAGCAAUCGGAGAGUGGAGAAACGAUGGAUCUCGAGUUGGUUGGGCGACACGCGAUGUUCUUCGACGACGACGCCAUGGCGGCGUUCGUGAACUCGCCGGAAGCUCUGGUUGACUGGAACUCCCUCUCCAUCGAUCGCUACGAUGUUCGCCACCUUCUCUCCGGUCCCCUUCCUCCCCGCCUCAAGCGCCGCCCUCCUCCUCCCGAACCUGACCUCGAUUACGAACGCUAUCUCGACCUCCCUUCAUCAUCCCCUGACCAUUACCAACAACAACAACCACAAGGUAAACCUAAUCGUACCGUACACAGCACUUUUUUCCUCUUCACUUUUUCCAUUUCGUUUUGUUUUACUAUUAUUGGAGUUGCUUGAUGGAAUUGUAGUAGAAGAAAUGGGAAAUUUGAUUGAUGAUUUUUGUUCUGACUGUUUAUGUUUUGUGUUGCUCUCAGAAGAGAAAUUGAAAAAAAAAUUGUGAGGGUUGAGAGGUUAACUAGGGUAGAGGAAGUUUGUAAGAAAACUUCGGAAAAGUUUUGACUAGAAAAUUGGUUUUGGACUUGAUGGAGUUCACCUAGUGGCGAUGAUGAUAAGGCUUGGUUGUUGACUUUUACUUGAUGAUGUUGCUUCUUAAUGCGAUGUAGGUAGAAUGUUUCCUUACAUGACAUGAUGAGAGGUUUGCUAUGAAUGAAAUGAUGUUAGAUUGGUUCUCUUUUGUGUAUUGUUAUACAGAGGACUUCAUAUAUCUUUGUAAUUUAUUGUGUGUAUAGAGUGAAGGCUUUUAAUGAAUCACUAGUAAUCUAUGAAGCACCGAUUUCGACACAACACUUACACUUACACCUGCGACACGGCUAACCUCCAAAAAGUAGGACAUCGGGACCCUGCAUAGUAAGUUAAGAAAACGAGCUCUAUGACAAUGAGCUUCAUAAAAAGAUACUAAAAAACACCGCUUUGUCUAAACAACAGAGCUAAUUUAUCUAACAGCUUCGCCUCCUUGUUUAUUAUUGUCAUUGAAGUCUAGCCUCUAGUUCAUCAAGUGAUAAAUUAGUAAUUUCUUUAAUGAUUUUUAAAAAAAAAUAAAUGAUGUAAAUUCCCUAGAGGUGUCCAGCCAAGAAGAGAUAUCGGCUCAAGUGUCCGAGCUGCAAAUUAUUAUUUUGUAUUUGGACACGGUGAAGAAUUGUGUUACAAAUGUCAUGUUGGUGUUGGAGACCAGCAGAGGUAUCCGUGCUUCAUAGCUAGUAAUUUUAUAAUAUUUGUCCUUAAAAUAAUCUUUAAACAAUUGUGUUCAAUUCACUCAUCGUUUGGACACACUCUUAUAUUUGGUUGAGAUAUUACUUUAGUUGAGGCAAUUAGGCGAUGUGCAACGUUGGCUAUCAAGUCAAAAAAUUUUCUCUCUUUUGUCAGUGGAUGUUGGAACAACUUUUUUCCCAACUUCCACCUAAGAAUGUUGAGUUCUUUUGUUUGUACAACAACAAUCUCCACAUUUGCAGGAUGGACUGUAAUUUGCUACGGUUCCUGUGUCAGAAUGCAAGUAAGGAUAUUUUCUCCUGGCUUCCGGUUAUGUUUAAUUUCUUUGGUGUUAGUGUCUUUACCAUUCUAGGUGUAUGAUAUUGUUGCUCUUGAGAAUUAUAUGUGAUUCUGAUCAUGGCUGUCGCCUUUCUGUGUUUGUUUAGAUAAUGAUUCAGGUCCAGUGAAUUCAGCUGGCUAUCGAGCUGUUGCAUUUUCAUAUGAAAAUUCUAACGUGUCCAUGGAGACGAAGGACAGUGAUACUGACGCUGGUUUUCAUCCUAACUUCCCAGUACCAGAAAACUUACUCCAUAACCUGGUGAUAAUUGUCUAGGGUACAUGUGUUAUUCUAAGGCUUAUGAUGUCUAAGUUUCAGAUGCUCGGAGCAUAUAUGGAGUUCUUUUGACUCAAGGUAGCCAUUCACAGGCACCUUGUUUCCUUUUGAUAUCAUGAGAAGGGGUCAUGCAGGUGGGAUUAGGAUGAUAGAAAUUCGUUGAUUCUUUACCUCUUGAGAGCCAAUGGAUUGAAAAAUAUCUUCAUAAAGUUCUGUUUCUUGAUCUGUAUGAUUAUCCAAGUAUAUGUGAGGUUUUCUUGUGUUUUUUAGUAAGAUCUUUAUGUACCUAUAUAUUCUGCUUGUAAACCCCCUUUUCAAAAUUAUACUUUGUUCUAAUAUUGAAAUUCACAUUUGCUGAUGAAGAAACCAUUUUUAUUUGUUUUUCUUUUCCAGCCUCCAAGUGAUAAGGUACAUCAGAUUAUUUCAAGGACUGCAACGUUUGUAAGAAAACAUGGAAGCCAGUCAGAAAUUAUUCUGAGGGUGAAGCAAGGAGAUAAUCCAACAUUUGGCUUCCUGAUGCCUGAUCAUCAUCUUCAUCCAUAUUUUAGGUUUCUUGUUGAUCAUCAAGAACUUUUGAAAGCUAACAUAGACGACGGUGACUCAACUGUGGACAAGAAUAAAAGUAAGGGGCUUGAUCAAACGGGUGGUGCACUGUCUUUGCUUGGAUCUGUCUAUGGAUCUGGAGAGGAUGAAGAUGGUACAACUGAGAAUACUUGUGACUUUGAAAGAGACAAAUGUGAGGGAGCUGCUGUUGAUGCUGCUGGUACAAGUGCUUCCCCAGAAACAGAACAGGCUGAAUCAUCUUCAAAUACUGCCAAUAAGGAUGGAAGCAUAUCUAAAAGUCCAGUGCCCUCUUUGAAAGAAAGAGUCCCUGUUAUUAAGCGGAAUCACUCUAUCAGUACUGUUAAGACAGCGACUGCAGCUCGAGCAAAAACAGCUGAUGACUUGGAUUCAGCAUCUAAUGCUGCAAACAAGUCACAAACUUAUGUGCCUAGUACUGCUAAGAUUGAACUACCUGUUGUUGAACCUCCAUCUGACUUGAAAAGAGUUAUUGAGAGGAUAGUUGAGUUCGUCUUAAAAAAUGGCAAACAAGUUGAGGCUGUUCUUGCUGAACAAGAUCGUGCUCAUGGAAGGUUCCCAUUUCUUCUGCCAUCUAAUCGAUAUCAUACUUACUAUCUAAAAGCUCUUCAAAAUGCUGACGAGGGUAAGUUACCAGGCAAGGACCACCAGAAACACAAUUCAUCAGGUCGUGCAGGGGACAAUACUGCUGUACAUGAAGAAAGUGAUGAUCUCUCAUGUGGAUCUAUGGGUUCUGAUCUACCAAAUGAUAUAGACAGAAAAGAGAAAUUCAAGAUGAUUAUUGGCAAGUCAAAAAAGGAUGGUCAAGAUCCAACUCCCAAAGACUGCCAUUCUCAAAACACAGUUGGCAUGGAUGCAGCAUCAGCAGCUGCUAUUCUUCAGGCUGCGACUAGGGGUAUUAAAAACCCUAAUUUAGAUAUUUUUACCAAGACAUCAAGUAGUAGUGUUCAUGGCCUUGGAGGUGAUGGUGGGUAUUUGUCCACUUUUCAUCAAAAUCUGGAUGCUCCUAUCCCUGUUACCAAGGCUAUUGCAGAAACAGUAGCUAUUGCCGCAGCUAGGGAAGCAGACUCCUCUGAAGCACAUAUGACUAAAGAGCAGAAACUUAAGGCAGAGAGAUUGAAACGAGCAAAGAUGUUUGCAGCCAUGCUAAAAAGUGGAGUUGGAGCAUUGAAAAAUGACCUGCCACGAGCUUUAUCCGUUGAGCCACCUGGCUCUGGUCUUUCAGGUUCAGAUGCUGAGACUGGGAAUCCUGUGGUUAAAGAAAGGGAAGGAAGCUCCGUUCCAUUUGAUGUGGAUAAUUCAGAUAUAAGUAAGUCUGAGGAGAAGCAUUCUAUUGAUGAUUCAGAUAAAAGUCAGAAAUCUGAGGAGAAACAUGCUGUUGAUGAUAUUGAAAGGCGAUCAAAAAGAAAGUACCGUUCCAGAUCUAGUAGACAUGAAGAGGAGGAAGAAGAGGAGGAGGAGGAGGAAGAAGAAAAGAGAGAAGAUGUAAGGGAUCAUAAAAGAUCCAGAAAAAAGCAUCGAUCUCAUCGAUCUUCACACACCAGUCGGGACAGGGAUAGGGACGGACGCAAGCACAAGAGAAGACAUUCCUCCUCGAAAGACAAGUAUUCUUACAGGGGAGCUAAACAUGGCAUCUCUGAUGAUGAGCAUCAACACUCAAGUCAUCAUCAUAAAUACGAUAGCUCCUCCGAUGAAAAGCACCGAUCUUCAAGACGACGACAAAGAGAAGACAGCAUGUCAGACCAUGAGCAUAAACAUUCACGACGGCAUAAACAUGAGACCUCAUCUGAGGAUGAGCGUAGACACCGAAGCAGACAUACAAAGCAUAAGAGCAGAUCUCAUGUUGAAAGAGAAUCAGAGUUGGAGGAGGGGGAGGUAAUGAAAUCAGAUAAGUCUCAACAAGCAAGUGAGGUUGAACGUGCUAGCAGAGAGCCUUCUGCCAGUUUAUCGAAUGCAAACCAUGGGCCAGAAAUAAGUGAUGUCUCUGAUGAGCUUAGAGCCAAAAUUCGAGCCAUGUUGGCGGCUAACUUAUAAAAGCUUCACAGGGUUGAUGGCAACUCUAUUGUUUUUCCUCUGUAAUAUCAUGUACUCCAUUUUCCCAUCAGGCAGAAAUCGUUAUUGAUUUGCUUCUUGAUUCCUUUA